Molecule: messenger RNA, 2333 nt
Organism: Aphanomyces invadans
Lineage: Eukaryota; Oomycota; Saprolegniomycetes; Saprolegniales; Verrucalvaceae
Exons: 7
Coding region: 23-2203 (726 amino acids)
Source: RefSeq, a predicted model, not a curated record
UUAGAUCGUGUUCAACUCGAGGAUGACAUUCUUGGCGACCAGGCCACAGUCGGCACGACCAUCGACGGCCCACCACCGGACCAAAACCAACAAAAUCACGCUCGGGACGUAUCGAUUUCGCCCAGGCACGUCCAGUUUAGAACGAGUUGGGCCUGUGGACGUCCACACGCCAGUCUUGACCCUGCUCGGGCUCAUGGCGGACGACAUGUCGCCGUUGUAUCAUUCCGUGCACCACCUGAAAAUGCACCGGUUUCGAGCGCACCUGCCAAGCACGGUCAUCAUCGGCCGACAUUCCGAGCCGUGUGCGUGGUACUAUACCAACAAGGAAGGGUACGUCCUCAAGAAACACGCGGCGCACUGCACAUGGAAGAACGUUCGGGAUGCUUUUUGCGGCCGGUAUACACCGAGGCACAUGGAGCAUGGCCAAGACAAAAACGUCCACUGGCCAGUCGCGGUCGCAAAAUUCGACGAUGGCCGCAUGCGCGUCUUGACUCUGCACGCGUUGUAUACACUCCUGCGAUCGCUUGACGCAGAAUUCCCCGCAAAAACCGCCGACAUCCAUCCGUUUUGCAUCCAAGCCUUUGUCCCACCGGCCAAGCGCGUCCGAUACAUCAGUAUAUACACCCUGGUGCGCAAUAUCGGCGACUGCCACGUCGUUGUGGCAGAGCUUGCGUCCAACUACAAGGAACAGUCACACGACAGCGGGCACGACGUGGACGUGACGAAGGAGCCGAUUGAGAUCUUGGAAGCAGAACACAGCAUGAUGGUCGAAUCCAUCAAGCGUACGACGUUGCUCCUCAUUCACCACGUGAACCGCAAGAACUCGGCAUCCAACACGCCCGUGAUCAGCAAGCUCAUUGCAGAGUACAUGAUCCACACCAAGGACAACGAAGUGUACUUGACCGCGAUCCUGGGUGUGAGCUGGCAGAACGGCGACCAAGUUCAGAUGGCCGAUUUCCAGACCGAGAAAAUUCGCGAUUUGACAGCCAUCGACGACGUAACCAACCAAGCACGAAACAACGCAACAGGCGCUACUGUCGCGAAAGGGCUCCACCAAAAUGCCGUGGUGAAACAAGUCAAGCAGUUUGCCCGGAGCUUGCAAGGCAGCACCGAGCUGUACGAAGCUGCGGAGCGACACGCGAGCGAGUGCCAGGCUGCGGCGGAGACGUUGCAAGCGCAAGUCGUGGAGCUGCAGGCCGAGCUAGAACACGUCAAGGCCAAACUCGACACGUCCACAGCUCACGCCGACGCCCAGCGGAAGAUCAAGUGUCUGGAAGGCCGUAUUGAGCUCCAGGAAAAGGAAAUUGCCAAAUUGGACGCCACACUCGCUGCGUACGAGACCAACACUGCGAAAGCGACGGCCGAUUUGGAUCGAGAACGAGUGCUCUUUUGCGAAGCGCUGAAAGCGGCCCAAGUUAAAAUCGUCACGCUGACAGACACCAUAGCCCAGCUCGAACAAGACAAGGCGCAGCUCAACACCCAAGUGUCGGCCCAUGCCCAAGCGAUGCGCGCGGCAGCAGGAACGAUUGAAGCGCUACAAGGUGCCGUGGACAAGCAAAAACUCUCGACGCACCAAGUGUCGUCGAGUUUGCGGGACCUUCAGAUUCAACUGAAUGCGAUGGAAGCCGAGAACGACAAACUGAAGGCACUCGUUCCGUUUGCGUCAGUCAAAAAGAUCAGCUGGUGCAGUAAGAUGCACCUGCACGACUUUGCCAUGGAGUGGCCCGACUACCGAAUGGAAAUCGGCGUCCUCAAUCGCGCGCUGGGGGCUCACUACAGCGUUCUCAAGCGAAUAUUCACUCAGUACCUCACCCUAAAGGUGCCACUCAUCGGCCCGACCAUCCCGCUCGGCCGGACGCAUCCGCUGCUGUCAAAUCAGCUCAACUACGCCCAGCUACUGGCGUGCAUGGAAACUUGUCAUAUUAUAACGACAAGGUUCACCCCGCCGCAGCUAGAAGUUUUGUAUACAAAGUGCACGGCAGCUCGAUGGCACCAAACCCACGGCCCCAAGCUCACGACGGCGGGGGUGUCGAUGCCCCGCGGGAUCGUACUGAUUGAGUUUAUGGAGCUAUUGGUCCGGGUCGCCCAUAUUCGCGGCGGCGGGAAGAGCGGCCUUGUCGGCGAAAAGUUCCACACCUUGGUCGAGGACUGCAUCUACCCUCAAGUACGUUGGAAAGACAUUGAAGCCGUUGCGCUCAAAUAAUGGCAUAACCAUCGCAAUGAGAUAAACUCCCCACGUGAGUGGCACACCGUGUGGAGACCAACCAUCAGCCAUCGAAAGAAACAAUUCAACGCUGUGGUUUUUCUAUGCAUGCAGUGACAGCGUUUUGUCC